AGCUGUGGCCGAAACCGCAUCAAAGAUGGCAUCUUUCACGCCCGAAACCCUCCGCUCUGCCGCCAAGCAAUCCGAGGGCAUCCACCUCAUCCCUCUCUCCCUCCGCCGCGCCAUCAAAAAAUUCCUCCGAGAGCAGGAAAAGGCUCAUAUGAAUCGAAAGGUUCUAAGGCUAUCGGAGUCCUUCAGCCGAAUCAAGGACGUUAACCUCCAGCUGUCCGCCACUGCCUCACGUGAGCUCGUCGAGGACCCGCUCAGAUCCAUCGAUCGCCGGUCUGGCCGGUGGAAGAUACGCUCGGCGUAUGGGGACAUUGGUCUGCGGUACUCGGAGGAUGAGACUGUUGCUUAUGUUGCUUCGAGAAUGCCGGCUGUUUACUCUGCUUGCUUUCGAGUUCUCAAAGAGGUUAGAAGGAGGUUACCGGGAUUUAGUCCUGCUAGGGUUUUGGAUUUUGGUGCGGGGCCUGGUUCGGCGCUUUGGGCGAUGAGAGAGGUGUGGUCGCGUUCUUUGCAGCAAGUUAAUUUGGUGGAGCCAUCUAAAGAUAUGCAAAGAGCUGCUCAAAUCCUUUUACGAGAUUUGAAGGAGUUGCCAGUUAUUCAUAGCUAUGAUAGCAUCCAAGCAUUGAACCGAACACUCAAUAAGCGUGAGAGAGAGCAUGACCUUGUAAUUUCUUCAUAUGCACUGGGAGAGAUACCUUCGCUUAGUGACCGGAUUACCAUAGUCCGCCAGCUCUGGGACCUUACACAGGAUGUUCUGGUUCUGCUGGAGCCUGGAACUCCUCAUGGAUCAAAAAUUAUUCGCCAAAUGCGUUCCUAUAUCCUAUGGAUGGCUAAGAGGAAAUGCCGCAAGAGCAAGAAUAAAUCAGGCGAAGUCUCUUCUGAUGAGAUGAGCAUUGCUGUUGGUACAGCAGCUUUAAAGAAUGGCGCAUUUGUCGUUGCUCCUUGUUCUCAUGAUGGACGUUGUCCUUUGGAGAAUAGUGGUAAAUAUUGCCACUUUGUUCAGCGCCUGGAGCGCACUUCAUCGCAACGUGCAUAUAAGCGGUCCAAGGGUGAGCCCUUACGUGGUUUUGAGGACGAGAAAUUUUGCUUUGUUGCCUUACGACGUGGAAAAAGACCAAUGGAAGCGUGGCCACUUGAUGGUAUGGAAUUUGAAACUCUAAAGGAACAACAUGCUAAAAGGAACCCUGAGGAUCUUAUUAUUGACUAUGAGGACCAGUUUGGGUCUGAAGAAGACGAAGAGAGUGAAUUUGAAGACAGUCUAGUUCCCUACGCUUCUGACGUUGGAGAAACCAGCAUGUUUCAUGAGCACGAUGACGAAGAAGAAGAAGAGGAGGACCGAGCUGAUGUUGGAGGCGGUUGGGGCCGGAUAAUAUACGCGCCAGUGAGAAGGGGUAGGCAGAUACAGAUGGAUGUGUGCAGAUCCACCAAGAGAGACGGGUCGGAGGGGGCUUUUCAGCGCGUGGUUGUCACCAAGAGUAAGAAUCCUGCUCUUCAUCAUCAAGCUCGACGGUCUCUUUGGGGCGACCUGUGGCCUUUCUAGAGCUUGUUUUACCAUCUAGUGUUUGUUUUUACUGUAAUUGAUCUGUAUCAGUGAUGAUAACUUAUCCUUCUAUUCUCCACGCAUGUUUGUGUUGUCUCGAGAAGUACCAAGUUCUCCUCAUCACACUAAAAUAAACUCUUGGGUGACAAGGGAUGGUGAAUUUUCUCACUAUGAUCUUUGUUUUCUUGUCUUUGUUAUUGAUGUACAUAAUGCAGGCUACAGUUUUAUUGGAAAUUUAUUAUGUACGUGCUUA
Molecule: messenger RNA, 1787 nt
Organism: Asparagus officinalis (garden asparagus)
Lineage: Eukaryota; Viridiplantae; Streptophyta; Magnoliopsida; Asparagales; Asparagaceae
Product: methyltransferase-like protein 17, mitochondrial
Exons: 12
Coding region: 26-1534 (502 amino acids)
Biological process (GO): translation
Cellular component (GO): mitochondrial small ribosomal subunit
Molecular function (GO): structural constituent of ribosome; methyltransferase activity
Source: RefSeq, a predicted model, not a curated record